CAACCGAAGCUUCAAACGAAGUAGAGACCGCGUCAGAUAAAACAUCAAACUUCAUUUCAAAAAUUUCUUUGCAUUAAACUGUAUUUUUUGAAUAACUUUGAAACAAAUAUAAACAUGGCAACUCGACUUUUGAAAAUAGAAAUAAAAAAUUUUAAAUCAUACGCUGGUAUUGUUCGUAUAGAUAAUUUCAAAUCUUUAAAUAUUGUAAUAGGAUCCAAUGGUUGUGGAAAAUCCAACUUAAUGGAAGCAAUUGCUUUUUCUUUUGGAGAAAACAAGUUUAGAUCCAGACCAGCAAAAAUUGGAAAUUAUUUUAAUUCAGUAUGCAGUAAUGAUGAAAAAGAAUGCUCUGUAUCUUGUACAUUCAAAUAUGACAUGGAAGACAUAACAUUUACAAGGACUUUACGAAAAAAUCGAAACAUUUUUACAAUAAACGAUGACAUCGUGAAUAGAGAAGAAUAUCUAAACAAAUUAAAUGAAAUAGGGAUUAAUGCUAAAACACGAUACUUCAUUAUUUAUCAAGGAGAAUCGAUUGAAUCAUUGUUAGAAAAACCAAAAGAACGGGCAGCUCGAUUUGAAGAAAUUACUGGAUCAGUUAAAUACAAAGAUAAAUAUGAAUCUUUGGAAAAAGCUCUAGAGGAACAAUUACAUGAACGAAAGAUAUUAAAUGAACAAAAAAGAAAUUUAAAUAAAAAAAUGCACAAUCAAAAAUUAGAUAAGUCAAAAGAAAUAACUCGACUUGAAUUACAGUCUGAAUUUGAAAGAAUGACUGAAAAAGUAAAUCUCCUACAACUUUACAUUACUGAACAAAACAUGAAAAAUUAUAAAAAAGAAUUUGAAAUUCUAGAAGAAAAAAAAGCCGAUAGAAAAAAAGAACGUGAAAAGACUAAAGGUGAUAUAGAAAAGAAAAAUCAAAUGAUAGCUGAAAAUGAACGAAUCAUAAUCAAUCUAAAAAGCCUGAUAGAAGCCAAAGAAAAUGAGCUUGCCACUGUAAGGAAGAAGAUGCAUGAUUCUUCGAUUAAAAUUAAAAAAAUUGAACAAAGCAUCCAUAAAGUUAAACAAGAUAUUUGUAAAGCUGAGCAAGUCGACAAAUUACGAACAGAACGAAUAAAGCAACUUGAAGAUGAAUAUCAAGAAAUUGAGGAACUUAACAAUCAAACAAAACAACACCUUAAGAAAUUGGAGAAAAAGAAUAUUACUAAAAUGGAAGAAGAAUAUCAAACGAUUUAUUAUAAAAUAUUAAGAAAAGGUAGUGACUCUUCAAGAAGAUUAAGAAAAAUAAAAAAAUUACAGAAAAAAUUACACGAUAAUAUUAACAAUAGGAAAAUGGAAAUAAUGAAAAGACAGAUGGAAAUUGAACAAAUUAGCUCAUUUUUAGAGAAUUAUGAUAAAUAUUCCGACCAAUACACAAAUUUGAAGAAUGAAUUUAUAAAAUUAAAAGAAGAAAGAGUAGAAAGAGAAAAAUUAAUGAAUUCUUAUCGAGAGAAGGAAAAUGAAUUAAUGAAUAUUGAAGAACAAUUACAGCUUUUCAAAUCUCAUAAAGCUGAUGUUGAAAAGUAUAAAAACAAGAUUUCAAUCAUGGAAUCUUUAAAAAACAAGAUAAAAGAAGGAGUGUAUGGAUAUCUGAGUGAUCUUUGUCGGCCCAUACACAAUCGAUAUGAAAUUGCUUUAGGAAUUAUUUUAAAAAGACACUCUUCAACGAUUGUCAUUGAUACUGAAGAAACAGCCUACUUAUGUCAUACUGCAGUACAUCCUUUGCCAGGACGCAUAAAAUUUUUAACUCUUGAAUUAUUGAAAAAUCAAUACAUGAGAGAAUCGUCACAGGAUUCUAAUGAGUAUGGAGAAAUACAAAAUGUGAAACUUGCAAUCGAUAUUGUCAAAUAUCCAGAGGAAAUUAGACCAGCAGUACAAUUUGCUUUCAAAAAGACACUAGUAUGUGAAACUCCAAAUGAUGCUUUCCAGAUUGCCUACAAUUUGAAAUCUGGGCAACGUAAUGAUUGUAUAUCAUUGAAUGGUAUUUACUACAAAAACAAUGGUAUAAUAUUCAAGAAUAAAUCUACCAUGAAAAGAAAUAUCCCGGAUAUCUCAAGCUUAAAAGAUGCUCGAAAAAAGUUACUUGUUGAAAUGGAUAAUAUUAAUGAAGAACUGAUAAAUUUGGAUCAAAUGAAAAAAUUAUCAAAAAUUCAAUCAAAAGUUAUUGAAAAGAAAAUGUCUUUUAUAAAAGAUGUAAUGGCUGAACAUGAAGAACAAAAAAAUAAAAAAGGACAGCUAGAAUCAGAGUUAUCUAACUUGAUGGAAGAGGAAAAAAAAGAUCAACAACAAUUAAAGAAUUUAGAUGAAGAAGCACAAGAAUUUAAAGAUCAAACAAACAUUCAUGAAAAUUCGAUUUUCAAGAAGUUUUAUGAUAAAUAUAAUAUUACAAAUAUUUCCAAGUUUCAAGAUCUCAUAAAGAAAUUUAAAAAACUUCAAUUAGAUCAAGAGGAAUAUGUUAAUCACUUGGAACGAAUUAAAGAUGAAUUAGAACGGGAAAAAAAAGAUGAUACGAAAAGCGAUCUUCAACGUUAUCAACUAAAAAAUGAUGAUUUAAAAAUUCAACUGCAGGAGGAAACAGACAAAUAUGAAACAUUAAAAAAAGAAGAAAACGAAAAGAUAAAGAUGUUAGAGCCGUUACAAAAAGAGCUAGAAAAAAUCGAUUAUGACAAUACAAAAUUGAAAAAAGAUGUACAAAAAUUAGAAAAAUGUCUAUCAGAAUUAAUACAUGGAUUUUUUUAUUUAGAAUUUGAAAGUCAUAAACGGUGUGCUGAUUCGUACAAACGAUGUUAUAAAGAAUUCAAUCAUUUACUCAACGAGGCUCGAUCGAAAAAUUUAUCAUUCAUCAAAGGUUCAGGUGAUUUAAUUCACAGCUCAUUCGAUUCAGAUGAAAAUAAAAACUCUGUAAUGGAUGAUAGAAUAAGUGAUGAAUUUCCAACUUUACAUUUGGGUCCAGAACUCUCUAUUCAACUAGAUUAUAGUUUGAUUACAAAUGAAAUUAUCAAUAAUAAUAUUGACAGCCUUAAACUUAUGUGUGAAGAAUACAAAUCUCAAUUAAAAAUAAUAGAUGGAAAAAUUUGUGAACUUUAUCUUAAUAACCAGUGGUCCCAAGAAUUAGAAGAAAUUAUGGAAAAAGUUAGAGGAUUAAAUCAGCAAAUAGAUAAACUAAAUAAAAACCUGGCAAACAUCAGAAUAAAUUUUGAUGAAAUAAAACAGAAAAGACGUGAAAAAUUCAUGAAUGGUUUUGAAAUCAUUUCUAAAUGGGUUAAAGAACUUUAUAAGCAACUGUGUGGAGAUGAAGAUGCUCAUGCUUUUUUAGAAGCCACGAAUCUAGAAGAACCUUAUUUAGGUGACAUUCAAUAUAUCUGUUUACCAAGGAGAAACAAAUUUUAUGGCCACUGCAAGCUUUCAGGAGGGGAAAAAAUGAUAGCAAUGAUAUCACUCAUUCUUGCUAUUUUAAAAGUCGAUUCAUCAUUUCUUCUUCUCUUUGAUGAAGUUGAUGCAUCAUUAGAUGUAGUUCAUUCCGAAAAUAUAGUGCAAUACUUCAAGACGUUGAAUGAAUCACAUCAAAUUAUUUACGCGACUUUCAAUGAAAAUUCAAUGGUACAUGCGGAUAUACUUGUUGGUAUUCUAGCAGUGAAAUCUCAUGGUUCGAAAUCAUCUAAAAUUCUUACUUUAGAUCCUGAUAAUUACUGA
This is a messenger RNA of Chelonus insularis, 3723 nucleotides long. RefSeq names its product structural maintenance of chromosomes protein 1A-like. The transcript is spliced from 16 exons. Lineage: Eukaryota; Metazoa; Arthropoda; Insecta; Hymenoptera; Braconidae. Gene Ontology annotation, molecular function: ATP binding; DNA binding; ATP hydrolysis activity. The record is from RefSeq and is a predicted model, not a curated record. Gene Ontology annotation, biological process: sister chromatid cohesion. Gene Ontology annotation, cellular component: cohesin complex; chromosome; nucleus. The coding region runs from base 115 to 3723 and encodes 1202 amino acids.